ACACCAAUCCACUCUUCCCUUCCUUUUUCUCUUCACUCCUCAUUCUCUGCUGUCUCCACCCCAGAUUCCCGUGCAAUUUUCCCCCAAUCCCCCAAACACUUAAUUGAGCAAUUGGGAUUCCUCACGUGUGGGCUGAUUUGUAGUUUGAACACGUGGCUCAUUCAGAAAAAAAGGCCGGAAUAUCGGAGGAUCUUUUUUUUUAUUCUACUCCUCCUGCUCUUUUUCUUCUUAUUCCAGGCUGUAGACUCAGAGACGGGCGCCAGCCAGCCUUACUGUGUGUGACAUUCUCUGUCUCUUCGCCAAAAGGGGUUUUUGGAGGAAGAGACAAAAGUAGUUUCUCCUCCUUUUUUUUUUUUUUUUCUUUUUUUUCCCCCCCCUUGCCCGGCCCGCCAUCGUUUUGGAGCGAGGCGAGAUUAAUAAUUGAGCAUUUAUUUAUUGCGCGACAGUGACAGAGGGGGGCGAGGGAGCGCAAACGCACUGUGGAGGGGCUGCCAGUUUAAAUCUAUCUGGUGGCUCGAACCGACCGGGAAGCACGCCACAGCCGCUCCGUAUAGUAGUAGUAGUAAAAGGACUAGGAGAGAAGAAGCAAGCAGGGCGAUUCGGGCGCACAUCCGUGAGAGAGAGCGAACAACUGUCUCUUCUUUUCUCCACCUCCCCCCCUCCACCUCUCUCCAGCGUAAAGAUUGUCCCGUUUCGGCGUGGAACAUGAAUAAGCUAUACAUCGGCAACGUGAGCGCAGAGGCGAGCGAGGAGGACUUGGAAAGUAUCUUCAAACAGUGGAAGAUUCCGCACAGUGGUCCGUUUCUCGUCAAAACUGGCUAUGCGUUUGUGGAUUGCCCGGACGAGAAGGCGGCGAUGAGGGCCAUCGAUGUUCUUUCAGGUAAAGUUGAACUUCAUGGGAAAGUUCUGGAAGUGGAGCACUCUGUCCCUAAACGUCAAAGGAGCUGUAAGCUGCAGAUCAGGAACAUCCCGCCUCACAUGCAGUGGGAGGUUUUGGAUGGUAUGCUCGCGCAGUAUGGUGCUGUAGAGAGCUGUGAACAAGUAAACACUGAUACAGAGACUGCAGUAGUGAAUGUUCGAUACGCAGUUCGGGACCAUGCAAGACUAGCAAUGGAGAAGCUCAAUGGAUCAAUGAUGGAGAAUUAUGCCUUGAAAGUGUCAUACAUCCCAGAUGAGAAUGCUGCACCAGAGGGUCCUCCUUCAGGGGGUCGGAGAGGCUUCAACGCUCGCGGACCUCCCCGUGCUGGCUCUCCGGGUUUGGGUGCGCGUCCCAAAGUGCAGUCUGACAUCCCACUGCGCGUGCUGGUACCCACGCAGUUUGUAGGAGCAAUCAUUGGCAAGGAGGGCGCCACCAUACGGAAUAUCACCAAACAGACCCACUCAAAGAUCGACAUCCAUCGGAAAGAAAAUGCAGGCGCAGCAGAAAAACCCAUUACGAUUCACUCCACCCCUGAUGGCUGUUCAAACGCCUGCAGAACCAUCAUGGAUAUCAUGCAGAAGGAAGCAGUUGACACAAAGUUCACUGAGGAGAUUCCACUGAAGAUCCUUGCACACAACAACUUCGUAGGAAGACUAAUAGGGAAAGAGGGCCGCAACCUUAAGAAAAUCGAGCAAGACACGGGGACCAAGAUCACAAUCUCACCGCUCCAGGAUCUCACCUUGUACAACCCAGAGCGGACAAUCACGAUAAAGGGCUCGAUUGAAGCGUGCUCCAGGGCUGAGGAGGAGGUGAUGAAGAAGAUCAGGGAAUCCUAUGAGAGCGACAUGGCUGCUAUGAAUCUCCAAUCCAACCUCAUUCCUGGCUUGAAUCUGAACGCUUUGGGCUUGUUCCCCAGUGGAGCACCAGGCAUGGGUCCCUCCAUGGCCAACGUCCCGCCUCCUGGAGCUCAUGGUGGAUGCUCGUAUGGCCAGGGCCAGCCGGAGUCCGAGACAGUUCACCUGUUCAUUCCUGCACUUGCUGUGGGAGCCAUCAUUGGAAAACAGGGCCAACACAUCAAACAGCUGUCACACUUUGCAGGAGCCUCAAUCAAGAUUGCUCCAGCAGAAGGAAUGGAUGCCAAGCAGAGGAUGGUCAUCAUUGUCGGACCACCAGAAGCUCAGUUUAAGGCUCAGUGUCGCAUCUUUGGCAAGCUUAAAGAAGAGAACUUUUUUGGGCCGAAAGAAGAGGUGAAGCUGGAAGCGCACAUCAAAGUUCCCUCUUUUGCUGCUGGACGCGUCAUUGGGAAAGGUGGAAAAACGGUGAAUGAGCUGCAGAACUUGACCUGUGCAGAAGUGGUGGUGCCCAGGGACCAGACACCCGACGAGAACGACCAGGUCAUAGUGAAGAUCAGUGGACACUUCUUUGCAUGCCAGUUGGCCCAGAGGAAGAUUCAGGAGAUCCUGGCUCAGGUGAGGAGGCAGCAGCAUCAACAGCAGCAGCCCAAGCCUCCAUCGGGCGCCCAGCCUCCGACGCCACGCAGGAAGUGAAGCUCCUGGAAGAACGGCGACUGGAUCUGUCGUGAAAUUCGAAAGAUGGACAGAUGCAGAAAAGCUCAUAGGGGAAAAGAAAAAUGACAGUGGAUCCUAAUGCACAUCUCAGGGGUCAAGGUCAUCGGAACCAAACAUCCACCCCUCCCUGAACAACUUGAUGACUUUAAAGUGGGGGUGACGACACCUUACACCUCUUAAGCUCCACCCACUUCACGUCGCUGCGUCUGCUGUGAGAAUGUACUUUAGAGGGCUUUCGCCAACAUCACCUGCCCUCUGUUCAACCUCCUCCUUUACCCCCCCCCCUCAUAGGUGUAGUUUGUUUUUUAUUUGGUUCUUUUUACACUAAAACUAUAAGGAAGAAAUACAGACCCCCCAACCCCCUUCCCUACACCCCCUUUCUAUCACCCCCUGUGGUGUGGUACCUUAAAGAUGUUUAGGUUUAGUUUUUUUUUAAUUGGUUAAAGCUUUCUCACGAGUUUUUCCGUGGAAAGAGAAAAGGCAUUGCUCGGUCCUGGUCGGACCAACAGAGGUUUAGUUGGGGGGGAGGGUUGGCUCUGGCCAGGUGGGCCACAUUUAGGGGAAAAAUUCUUGUUUUAGGACAGGACCCCUGUGAGGAUUGGUUAUAUAUCAGGCGUCCUGCCCUCGGAAUGAAAGUGGCAUUUUUUUAAAGAAAAAUUCGGAUGCAUUUUAUAGAUAGACCUAUAUGAAUAGAUCAAUAUAUAAAUAUAAAUACAUAUAUAUAUAUAUAUUUAGUAGAGCGGGCAGCGCUGCGACUGACCCUUUUUGGGAAAAGGGUGCUGAGCUGCUGCCCUGAAAAAAAAAAACAAUUUAUGCAUUUUGUUUAACUACCUCAGGAUCUAGUACCUCAGAAGAGAGGGAGAGAAAAAAAAAGAUAUGGAGAAAAAAAAAGUUCCUUUCUUUUUAUUUUGCUUUUGUGGUAUUUUGUAUACUUUAUAAAGCUGAUAGUCUUUGAACAUUUUUAUUUUUUUAAGAAAAUUUAAAAUUUCCGGGUCAGCUGCCAACUGACCUUGCCUUCAACUCUGGUGCUUUAGGCGGCAUUGUACAUGUGGAUGUGUGAACAAAGAUGACCCUGUACAUAAAAUUUAUUUGUACAUAGCAGCCUUGGAGCAAGAGUUGGCCCCUCCACCCCCACCUCCCCCUCAGCUGGCGGCUGACGGAGGAGUAUAUAGAGAAAAAAAUUGCCUCUGUUUUUUUUUUUUUUUCCCACUAACGGUCCACCAUCUUCUUGAAGAUAAAAGCAAGUACAGAACAACUAAACGUGUGCAAAAAAAAAAAAAAAAAGCCAACCAUACAUAUUUGCAGCAAUGCCAUUUAUUUUGGGGUUUCGCUGGUAGUUUUAAUGUCAAAUUCUUUUUGCCUUCUUAUUGAGGGCUAUGGUCAGGAUGCUGCAGCUCAAACUGUUUGGUCCUCCCUGUAGCUGUUGUCGGAGCAUCUUUGUUAUUUUUUUUUUCUUCCCUCUCUUGGUCUGUUUCAUUUCUGGGUCAUCUGCCGCUCUAUUGCUAACGCUAUCCUGGUAAGGCUCAAACUCUGCCAUGGUGACGUGGCCAUCAAGUCAUUCAGUUUCUUCUCUUUGUGGUGAGUCGGGGGAGUGGCACAGAUGGAUGCAUUUUUAUGUUUUGGGCUUGGAGAAAGUGAGCUGUCCUUUUUUUUUUCGCAACUUUUUUAAAAUGAUUUUUUGGUUGCUCAUCCAGGGGACAACAAGUUAAAUGACAUGUAAUUGUGACCCCCCCCCCCCACUCGGACAGGAAGCAAAAAUCCUAAACAGUCAUUCGAUUUUCUUUUUGUUUCUGUGCCGAAUGUAAAUAUAUAUUAAUUGUGGUAAAGUGCUAGAGUGUAUCUGUGCUUCCACAGUAGAACGCAGUCUACCUCAGCUGAGGGGGGUGAGAGGUGGGGGAGGGAGUUGCUAUGGCACUGGACGCCUCACCCCGCCCCCACUGAGCGCCAGCGCGCACCAAUACCUCAGUACCCCAAACACUUGUUUCUACCUGGGCGUGCCCUUCUGACGUCAUGCUUAACCGAGGGGCACAAGUGAUGCUUAAAAUGAUCCUCCUGAUACCCACCCUCCCCUCAUCCACUUUGUUUUUGAUCUACCUCUUUAGACACACAUUUGAAUUGGAGGCAUUCUACCAUUUGUUAGACCCCCGACCCAUCGCCCAUCCCUUCCCCCGAACUCCCCACACGCCCCCACACACACUUUUGUGCACCUCCCCAGAAAAGAAAUGAAAAUUUAAACUAAUGAACUCUGUAGAAUUGAGAAUAAUGGAAAGUGCUAGAAAUGUUUUCUUUUGAUCAGUGUUUAUAUUUACAUAUACUCCUUUUGGCUUUGAGAUCCUCAAUGAUUAUUCCUUUCUGCUUUCUAUUUUUGGUGGUGUGGCUUACAUGUAUUCAAACUUUUUUUUUUUUCCUCUGGAAAAUAAAUCAAAUCUUUGAUUUUUGCUUUCAGUCUAAUGCAAAAAAGGACCUGUUUUUGUUUUCUCUUUCAAAUUUAUAAGACUUAAAGACAAGAAAAUGCAAGUCUGUUUUGUCUUUCACAAGAUGCUACACUCGCUGAUUUGAUGGCAUUUUUGGUUAGCAUUUCUUGGUUGUGUAAUGUGGAACAUUCUUCUUUUUUUUUUUUUGGUAUGUGACAAAUUAGAGGGACUGAAUCUGUUUAUGGAAAAGUGAUCGAUCUUCAGCAUGAUGUUCUCUCACCCCUCUGCAACUAUACUUGUGCCCCGUCACCUCCCCACAAACACACAGCUCCACUUGUCAAAUGCCUCUGAAUAAAAAAAAUAAACAAAAAUAAAGUUCUUUUUUGUUUUAA
Gambusia affinis (western mosquitofish) is the source of this 5293-nucleotide messenger RNA. It is a transcript of the gene igf2bp3, whose product is annotated as insulin-like growth factor 2 mRNA binding protein 3. NCBI's taxonomy places the organism in Eukaryota, Metazoa, Chordata, Actinopteri, Cyprinodontiformes, Poeciliidae. The transcript is spliced from 15 exons. The coding region runs from base 706 to 2466 and encodes 586 amino acids. The record is from RefSeq and is a predicted model, not a curated record. Gene Ontology annotation, biological process: nervous system development; regulation of gene expression. Gene Ontology annotation, cellular component: nucleus; cytoplasm; cytosol. Gene Ontology annotation, molecular function: mRNA 3'-UTR binding.